UGUUGUAAACAGACACAAACACAUCGCGAUGUGAAAUGAAAUGGGGAUUAAUUGUAUUAUUAUUUUACUGUUGUGUUUCAAAGCAGUUUGUCUAUCAAACAUUCACUUCGCCUAAUUAUUUUUGACGCAUUCUGAAUGGAACUGAAUGGUCAUCAAACUGACGAUGGAACGUCGGAGGAGACCGAAAAUGAUGAAGUCGUUAAACCGAAGAAGCCGCACCACCAACUGCAGCAGCCUCCAUGGAAGGAAACGCAAAGUAGUGUUAGCUUCUCCGCUUCAGCCGCCAACAUGGAGGGUACAUCGGCCGGGGGAAGUGCCUCAAUCGCUCGGCGGACAUCCAGCUCCAGCAUCGCUAGACAAAGGAUCGACUCUCUCAAAAAGAACAGGCCCCCAUUCCCCUGGUUUGGCAUGGACAUUGGCGGGACGCUGGUGAAGCUGGUGUACUUUGAGCCGACAGACGUGACAGCGGAGGAGGAGCAAGAGGAGGUUGAGAGCCUGCGCAGCAUCCGACGGUAUUUGACAUCUCACACGGCUUAUGGAACCACCGGAAUCCGAGACGUGCACCUGGAGCUGCCGGGGCUGUCACUGUGCGGCCGCACGGGCAGUCUGCAUUUCAUUCGUUUCCCCACGCACGACAUGGCCGCCUUCCUUCAAAUGGUUCGGGAUAAGCACUUUUCCAGCCUACACACCACGCUCUGCGCCACUGGAGGAGGAGCUUUCAAGUUUGAGCAGGACUUUCUCAAGAUGGCAGAUCUGGAGUUGUACAAGCUGGACGAGCUGGAGUGCCUGAUUCGCGGCGUCCUCUACAUCGACUCGGUGGUGCCUUCCGAGUGCUACUACUUCGAGACUCCCACAGACCUGGAGCACUGUGAGGAGAAGGCCUUCCCCCUGGAGAACCCCUACCCUCUCCUGCUGGUCAACAUCGGCUCAGGGGUCAGCAUCCUGGCCGUCUACUCCAAAGACAAUUACAGGCGUGUCACCGGAACCAGCCUCGGUGGUGGUUCGUUCCUGGGCCUGUGCUGCUUGCUGACUGGCUGCAGCACCUUUGAGGAGGCUUUGGAGAUGGCCUCGCUGGGGGAGAGCACACACGUGGAUAAGCUGGUGAAAGACAUCUACGGGGGAGAUUACGAGAGGUUUGGCCUGCCAGGGUGGGCCGUGGCUUCCAGUUUUGGGAAUAUGAUGAGCAAAGAGAAGAGGGAGUCUGUGUCUAAGGAGGAUCUGGCUCGAGCGACACUGGUCACCAUCACUAACAACAUCGGCUCCAUCACACGCAUGUGUGCUCUCAACGAGAACAUUGAGAGAGUUGUGUUUGUGGGGAACUUCCUGAGAGUGAACACGCUGUCCAUGAAACUGCUGGCUUAUGCCAUGGACUACUGGAGCAAAGGACAGCUGAAGGCCCUUUUCCUGAAACAUGAGGGUUAUUUUGGUGCCGUGGGAGCAUUAUUGGAACUGCUAAACCCGUCCUGAACUUCCCAUCUCUCUUCACUGCUGAGCACCAAACAUACAAUGUUCUCUCUCUCUCUCUCACAUACACAUACACAUACACAUACACACAACACACACAUACACACACACAUACAGACUCACAGACACUAACACUUCUCUCUCUUAUAUGUGUGGUUCUUCGUGCUCGGUCGGAGAUUUAAACACAUCUGUUAGUCCCACCGUGUCUGACCAAGCUUGUGUGUAAUGUCCCUUCACACUUACCGUAGGCCAGUCCCCAGAGGUGGGGUUUUCCUCUCCGUCUGGGCCCUUCCCUUCUUCGUCUCCUCUCUGGAACUCUUGUCACCACAAUGCCUUAAUGACUCGCAGACCACUCGCUCUGUAGACAGAUGCUGCGCUCACUGGGGAUCAUUGGUGCCUUUGAGCCCUCAGCUGGAUUUCUUAGCCCUGUUAGAGGGGUUUGCUGUAUCAUAGUAGCACAUGGUUAAGCCUUAACAAGCUUAAAUGAAAGGGAGAUUAGCAGAGAUGCUUAUGCAUCUCGGCAAAUCUGAAAUCUUGGGACGGUGGUUAUUGAGAUCAGGGGGAGCGUUUAGGUGAAAAAUGUCUGUGUGUUGCUAGCUUCCUUAGUUAGAAGCACCGGUUUGUUUACUGUACACCUGCACCGACAAUCAGACAGAAGACCUUUUCAGGUCUGCUUCAGCUGGAUAGGAGAGCCAAAGAUCUUUGCUUGAAUGUCAAAGAUAUCCUGCUGUGUGUGUGUGUGUUUCAUGUCCACAGUGUCAUCUGGUUGUAUUACAGUGGCAUGUGGAUCAUCCUUGAAACAGAUGUGUUCUGUUUUAAGUGUUACACAGCAGUGAAACACAGAGCAGCUGCUUUUCCAUUAAACUCAUUUUAGUCGAUGUGGGACCAUACACCUAAACCACACAAGAAAAUUGGGACCUCCCAUACUUGGUGCGUAUGCCGGUUCCUCACAGGCUGACUCAAACGGAAGGGGAAAGGUUUGUUAAACCUUUUGUUGUGUAUAUAAUAUUAAACAUAUUUUGAUAUUGAACUGUGAGGGGAGGGGGGGUCUUUUUUUUUUUACUCUGAAGUGCCUGUAAGACAGAAAGUCUACGUGCUUUGAAAAUAGCUGCUUUCUAUGCUGUUACACAAAGAUCAACAGCCAGUAUAUUGCUAUGAAGCUUACUCUUCUGAAAAAAAAAAACAUUUCUACUUUUUUUUUUACUGUAAAGACUGUAUGUUUGGUACUUUAGUUUAUUUUUUUGGUUGCAAUAAAAAUAUGUUUAAAAUGA
This is a messenger RNA of Sardina pilchardus (European sardine), 2735 nucleotides long. It is a transcript of the gene pank2, whose product is annotated as pantothenate kinase 2. The coding region runs from base 136 to 1467 and encodes 443 amino acids. Gene Ontology annotation, cellular component: cytosol; nucleus. The record is from RefSeq and is a predicted model, not a curated record. NCBI's taxonomy places the organism in Eukaryota, Metazoa, Chordata, Actinopteri, Clupeiformes, Clupeidae. The transcript has 7 exons. Gene Ontology annotation, molecular function: ATP binding; pantothenate kinase activity. Gene Ontology annotation, biological process: coenzyme A biosynthetic process.